AUGAACUAUCCGGUUCAAUUAAUUGCGAGAUUUGACAUCAAGCAGAAACUUUUAAUUGUGAAAAUUUGGAAACCGGACCACAACCAUAAUCCAGACUUCGAGGAAAAUACAAACACAGGUCAACAAAAUACAGAGCAUGACGACGAUGAUUCAAGUGAUACGGUGAAUACGGUACAUCCAUGUACAGCAAGUACUUCAAGACUGGCUAGUAGUAGUAGUGGUAGUGGUAGUAAUGUCAACGUCGAUGGUGAGAGCGAGCGCAAUAUUUUACAUAAUAAUAAAAAAUCUUUACUGCAUAGUAUUCAAAGAAUGCCAAGUGACGAAACAAUUAACGUCAAUAAUAACUUAUCCGAUAAUAACACAUCAAUAGCCACUACGGCAAUAAUAGUUGACCAAUUAUUAAGUGAAUCCGAUGAUGACGUAUCACAACAACAAUUUUAUUCACUAUGUAACAAUUUAGAAUUACUGGAAGACGACAGUUCCACAGAAGAGUCAUUAACAAAUUUACAGACCGUUAAUACACCGCAAUAUUGGAACCUUAUACAAAUUGAUAGUGAAAAAGCCCGUGGAAGACCGAAGGCGAAGAAAAGACCACCGGUAGGAUCACAGCAUCUAAACCCGAUUAGAAAUGUUUUUACUCGUAAUGAUAUUGAUACUAUUAUUUCAACUGAUACAGAAAAAUCCAGCAAUCAAGAACUUGUCGUUGAUAUGAAUCCGCCUACUACUGCUGAUUCUACAAUUAUUAUUCCAGCUACUACAGAACCUUUUAGCUAUGAAGAUACACUUACAGUUGAAGAGAAUCCUAUAUCUAAAAUUGAUCUUUGUCACAAUAUAUCUUUCAGCACUGGUAUAACUGCUAUUAAUUUGUUAAAUGCUGAAACUCAAGAACUUGUCGUUGAUAUAAAUCCACCUACUACUGAUGAUACUACAACUAUUAUUCCAGCUACUACAGAACCUUUUAGCGAUGAAGAUACACCUACAGUUGAAGAGAAUCCUAUAUCUAAAAUUGAUCUUUGUCACAAUAUAUCUUUCAGCACUGGUAUAACUGCUAUUAAUUUGUUAAAUGCUGAAACUCAAGAACUUGUCGUUGAUAUAAAUCCGCCUACUACUGAUGAUACUACAACUAUCAUUCCAGCUACUACAGAACCUUUUAGCGAUGAAGAUACACCUACAGUUGAAAAGAAUCCUAUAUCUAAAAUUGAUCUUUGUCACAAUAUACCUUUCAGCACUGGUCCAACUACUAUUAAUUUGUCAAAUGCUAAAACUCAAGAACUUGUUGUUGGUAUGAAUCCGCCUACUACUACUGUGACUAUUAUUUCAGUAGCAUCAGAACCAUCAAGCGAAGAAGACACAACUACAGUUGAAGAGAAUCCUAUAUCUAAAACCGAUAUUUCUCUUAAUAAUAUACCUUCCAGUGCGGCUACAACUGCUAUUAAUUUGUCAAAUACUGAAACUCAAGAACUUAUCGCUGGUAUGAAUAUUUCUAAUACUGCUACUACUACAACUAUUAUUUCAACUGCUACAGAAACACCUAACGAUGAAGAUACACCCACUACUAAAGAUAAUCCUAUAUCUAAACCCGAUAUUUCCCACAAUAUACCUUCCAAUGCGACUACAACUGCUAUUAAUUUGUCAAAUACUGAAACUCAAGAACUUAUCGCUGGUAUGAAUCUUUCUAAUACUGCUACUACUACAACUAUUAUUUCAACUGCUACAGAAACACCUAACGAUGAAGAUACACCCACUACUAAAGAUAAUCCUAUAUCUAAACCCGAUAUUUCCCACAAUAUGCCUUCAGAUGCUGCUACGUCUGUUGUUAAUGUUUCAUCUACUACUGAUGCUACUGAUGUAGAAAAAGAUAGUAAGGAGUUAGAGAAACUGAUGAGUCACUUAAUAUCUGAAAACUUAGUUGUAUCAGUUAUAAACAAAUCAAAAAAAAUAACUAAAAUCGAUCUUGCUGAACAUAUUAAAAAUCUUUCUGAUGCCGUGCCUUAUGCCCUGGAAAGAUUUAUAAAUCUCCAGGAUUAUUUCGAAACUGACGCCUACAAGGAUUUAAUCAAUGCAGUUAAAAAAAAAAAAUGA
Messenger RNA from Microplitis mediator, 2082 nucleotides. RefSeq names its product mucin-2-like. The transcript is spliced from 4 exons. The record is from RefSeq and is a predicted model, not a curated record. NCBI's taxonomy places the organism in Eukaryota, Metazoa, Arthropoda, Insecta, Hymenoptera, Braconidae. Bases 1 to 2082 code for a protein of 693 amino acids.